AUGCAAGAGAAAAGGAAAACGGAUAUGGUAAGGAGAUGAAGUUGGAGUGGUUGAGAUUCGGAGGCCCAGGCAAAUGGCGCAGUUUUUCUCGGAGGACAGAGAGAAAGAGGGCGUGGCGUCGUGGAGAGAGUGGGAGGGGCGUCGGCGGAGCGUCAGCCAAUCGCCGACCUCGUCUCAAGACACUCGUCGUCUUUCUGUACUUCUCGAGGCGGGAAAACCACCGUCUCGAGGUUGCAGGAAGAGGAGAGGCUGAAGAAGUAGGAGCGCGGCAGAGAAAAUAAGAAAAAGAUCAUGGAGCCGAGAUAAGUGUAUGAUAAAUCGUUGAGAGAUAAGAGAAGUCGAAAAUAUUUCAGAGUCAACCAAUUCAUUGAAGAUAUGAAGCGUGAAGACAAAAGGUAUUUCCAGAGCUCAAUUUGAGACAGGAAAUUGAGUGCGCAGGUUCAAUCCCCCAUCCUCUGCCCUCAAUUCUUCGCUUUCUCUCUUUUAUUUGCCGUUGUUCCCACCGAAGUGAAGUCGAAAAAUCGUAUGUUGUGAAGCUUCAAGAACCAAAUCUCCAAAUAGGAUCAAAGUGAUCAUACAACUAAAAAAGGAACGCAUUGAAUUAUUUGUUUGGAAACACACAUCGUAGUAUUUCUGCAGCGAUUUAAUCGAUAUUUCCGAUGAGAAAGAGGGAAAAAAAACUGCGAUUUGUACAGGUAAAAGAGCGAUUCGUCUGAGUGUGCUGCGAAAAAGGAUUUCUCAUUUAGAAAUGAAAUAUCAAUCUGCGAAGAGGUUUGGCGAGCCUGAGUACUGCAGAAAAGUUCAAUUGAUUCAAAAAAGGGCUAGGCUGUACAUUGAGAUGAGAUUAGGUCUAGGAGAUGAAAAGGUAUUGAAUAUGUGUACUUUUUUCUCCGAUAAUGUAUGCGAAACUUCGUCCUGAAUCAUAAUCUACAUUAUUGCAUCUGAGAAAUGGAAUCAGAGGAUCCGACGGACCAACCGACACUUGGAAGACCAACAGUUUGAUGGGAGCUUUGUUUUUGCUCAAGACAAUGAGAGGGCGGCUUUUGUGGUGGCACGUCUGGAAGCGAAGGAGGACAAGAGGCGGCACCGUGUGGAAAUUAGGCCUGAUUGGAGUAGGCGGCCGGACGAGCAGCAAUUUGCCUCAGCGACAGAGCACAUUUUGCCGGUUGACGGGACCGGAGGAGCUGCACAGGUUGGAGGUGCACAGGUGCCCACAUUAAACCUACCAUUCAAGGACAUUUUUCUUGUCGGUUCGCGCGCCGCUCCAUUGUUGUCCCAAUUACUGUUAGCAUGGGCUUUUUGUGUUCAGCCGCCUCGAGAAAUCCAAAUGAAAUGGCUGGAAGAAAUGAAAAAUUGCGUUUGUGACCUCCAGCAAGGAAUUAUGAAAAGGCAAGGUUUUCAAUGAAUUAUUCCCCUUGAAACUGUCAAAAUAAAGGCCUCUAAACUUUUUAAAAAAAUUAACGUGUUUUUCUUCUUUAAAAUCACCCUCUUGAAAGUUACUAACAAUUAGGUUACAAGGCUAUUAGAGUACGUAAAAUCAGAUUCGAUGUUUGAGCAGAAUGACGAGCAAUAGAACUAUUUCUCUAAAAUGAAGCUCAACGGUGAUUUACAAAUAAAACUUGAAAAAAACUUCCGAAACGAAUUGGAGAAAAAGACUGCGUAUGACGAGAAUACUACCAAACGGGCAAAAAAAAAGUAAGAAUUCAAAAAAAAGUUAUUGCCUAGGCUUUUUGCCUAUAAAAUUAAAAAAGGCAUCAAUUCUUCAUUAUAAAAUCGAAAAAAAUUACGACAUCAAGCUAUUAGAAGAUCAUUGGUUGUGUUUUUUCUAUGAACAAUUUUUCUACAUUUCAAACGUCACACAGUUUGUCGACGGCUUUUUAUUUGAGCACCAUUUUUCCCAAACAAAUUUCCACUAUGAACACCGUUUCUGACGUGGGCGGACCGAGAAAGAGAUAGAAAUCGUGACUCGAUGCCUUUUCGAUCAUGAAACAGAUCAAAAACUCUUCAAUCAACUGAAAUAAUAGGAAAAGAGUUUGAAAAGCUGAGUAGAGAUCGAGCGAAACGGAGCAUCUGGACGGAGAGCGGAUCUGCUCCAGCCGAAAAUCUCAGCGGGGGCUUUUUCCGCUUCCCCUUGAUUAUAUAUACCUGCCCUUCAAUAAGGAAAUUAAGCUUCUGAGGACCUCUCAUCUCGAAUAUGGGGCCUCCGAUAUCUUAUAAAUGCUCUACGUUCAUACCUUACUGAGUUUAUCAGUCGGUUUCUGAAGGAGCUUGUAGAAUAGAUGCGAGUAUUACCCCAAGGAAGAAAAAUAAAUAAAGUAAUAGACUGAAUAACAAAAAAAGGAGUUCUAAAAAAACGGGGGUUAAAUUCUCCAGCUCUUCCAAUUGACACUGGUCAAUCGGCGUAUCCACACAAUGUUUAUACAAAGUUCCAGUUUGAAUCCAAUCGGCGAGUGUAUUUCAUUGAUCAAUUAGUUUUGUGAUUCUUGAUUUAAUCGCGGUUUGUUUCACAUCUUCGGAAAUCGACAAGGAAAGGCAAGACUUUACAAACUUUUUUUUUUCGAAAAAUUUUAAAUUAUUAAAAAUAAUUUAGAGAAAAUUUUUUUUUAGCUUGAGAAGUUUUUGCAGAAGUUUUGGAUUAUCGAGGAAUCAAAGCUGUGAAUGCUUCCAAUUUUUCAAGAUGGAACAAUUUUCAAACAACAGGUUAGCUUAAACUUUUUUCUUGAAUACUGGAACCAAGGCAAAGAUGCUAACCAGAUUUGAAGUUCUGGGUUUUGUUUGAGGUCAAUAUAAACUGAUAUGCUCCCAAUGAGUUCGGCAGACUUCGAAAUGAGAAAAAAAGAGAUUUGCUUUGGGUAUCCAAUGGAUGAGCAUGAGAGUUUACACAAACUCCGCGGUGACCUUAGAAUGGCCGAAUGGAAACCGGAGCCGCGACGCGAUACAAACAAUUGCGCAGCGGUAUAAACCGUCGUCGGUGGCUCGGUUGGCACUUACAGACAAACGGACGAGCUCUUUCGCCACCUGUUGCAUGCAGUGAGUCAACAAGGAGAAGCCCGAUCUAAUUGCUCACGCAGGUGCCCAAAAGGCUCCCCAUUUAAUCGCUUCUCCCGUUUUGUCUCCUUCCUAA
Messenger RNA from Caenorhabditis auriculariae, 3124 nucleotides. The record is from the annotation of a GenBank genome assembly. NCBI's taxonomy places the organism in Eukaryota, Metazoa, Nematoda, Chromadorea, Rhabditida, Rhabditidae.